AUGCUUCAGGCCGGAGUGAAGUUAAUUGUAACCGGAGAUGACUUUGGCUACUGCCCAAGGAGGAACCAAGGAAUGGUGGAGUGUUUCCUGGCUGGAGCAGUUUCCAAUGUUUCCCUUCUGGUCAAUGGCAGUGCUGCGCCAGAUGCAGCACAACUGGCAAGAAGGCAUAACAUUCCAAUAGGUCUGCACGCCAACCUGUCCGAGGGCUCUCCUGUCUGCACGGCACUCAAGAAGAACUCCUCCCUGCUCAACAAAGACGGAUUCUUCCACGGAAAGAUGGGAUUCAGGACGGUUCUAGCAAAAGGUCUCCUGAAAAUGUCAGAGGUGAAACAGGAGCUAACGGCACAAGUUGACCUCUUUCGUGAAUUGACAGGUCAUGUCCCUCAUCACAUGGACGGACACCAGCAUGUUCAUGUUCUCCCAGAGGUUAGACAUGUGUUUGCACAGGUGUUAGAAGAGUAUGGGAUCAAGUAUACACGUGUGCCGAUAGAACUAGGCCUUCACAGCUGUGCGUGGAUAGAGCCACCUCUAAUGGACUUUUAUCUGGGAGUAGAAAAAGAUUCCCUUGACACAGUAGAUGUGUUUACAAGACAUGGAAUAAGGUGGGCUGACAUUUAUAUAGGUUUGAGUACCAUGGGCAAAAACAUGUCUGUCAGCAACAUUCAGAGCGCCAUUGAUACUGCCGUGGCGGCUUUUGCUACCAAGGAAAACUCUCUGAUGACUCAAUUUUCACCUCAACAUCAGCAAAGCAGAACAGUCACAAUUGAACUGAUGGUACAUCCGGGGUACCCCACUAUUCCACCUGUUGGAGGCUGUGGAGAAGGACCAGAUGAUUUUUCACAGUCAUGGGAACGCUUGCAUGAACUCCAAACAUUAAUGAAUCCAGAGUUGCAAAGCUAUUACAAAACAAGGAACAUUCAACUUUGUGCAUUUAAAAAUCUUUAA
Molecule: messenger RNA, 945 nt
Organism: Emys orbicularis (European pond turtle)
Lineage: Eukaryota; Metazoa; Chordata; Testudines; Emydidae
Gene: YDJC
Product: YdjC chitooligosaccharide deacetylase homolog
Exons: 5
Coding region: 1-945 (314 amino acids)
Biological process (GO): carbohydrate metabolic process
Molecular function (GO): deacetylase activity
Source: RefSeq, a predicted model, not a curated record